Soboliphyme baturini is the source of this 486-nucleotide messenger RNA. Lineage: Eukaryota; Metazoa; Nematoda; Enoplea; Dioctophymatida; Soboliphymatidae. The record is from the annotation of a GenBank genome assembly.
AUGGCAACUGCAAGCGAACAGACCGAAAGAGCCUUUCAAAAACAGCCAUGUGUGUUCCUGAACCGGAAACACAUCGUUGGCCUCGGAAAGAAGAAAUCGAAGAAGCCAUUGAGAUGGGUUAGAAACAUCGGCCUCGGAUUCAAGACCCCGAAAUUGGCGAUCGAAGGAACGUACAUCGACAAGAAAUGUCCGUUUACAGGAAACGUCAGCAUCAGGGGGCGAAUUUUGACCGGAACCGUGAUUAAAAUGAAGAUGCAACGCACCAUAAUCAUUCGUAGAGACUAUCUGCAUUACGUGAAAAAGUACAAUCGCUUCGAGAAACGGCACAAAAACAUGGCAGUUCACCUCAGCCCAUGCUUCAGGGACGUGAAAAUAGGCGACAUAGUAACGGUUGGUGAAUGCAGGCCGCUCAGCAAGACUGUAAAGUUUAACGUGCUUAAAGUUACCAAAGCUCCUGGAAUGAAGAAAUCUUUCGAAAAGUUUUGA